Molecule: messenger RNA, 1685 nt
Organism: Trichechus manatus latirostris (Florida manatee)
Lineage: Eukaryota; Metazoa; Chordata; Mammalia; Sirenia; Trichechidae
Gene: CRHBP
Product: corticotropin releasing hormone binding protein
Exons: 7
Coding region: 337-1305 (322 amino acids)
Biological process (GO): negative regulation of corticotropin-releasing hormone receptor activity; hormone-mediated signaling pathway; negative regulation of corticotropin secretion
Molecular function (GO): corticotropin-releasing hormone binding
Source: RefSeq, a predicted model, not a curated record
UUGUUCUUCUCUAUUUCUUUCUUCCUCCCACACUUUAGUUCACCAACUUAUAGUGACUGAAAUCAUUCUGGGUGAAUAAUGCUGGACCACGCUGAAAAUUUGUGGCUGAGAGCUGGACCUCGUCAUCGCCACGCACUUUGUCACUGAGACAGGGUAACCCAUGGUUACUGAGCUCGGCUCAGUUGAGGGCUAGAGAGCCUCCCCUCCCCACUGCAUUAUAAAGAGAUCCAGCCAAGGGACCCUACCAGCUUCUAGCUCUCAGCCUAGACGACAGUGUGAGAAAGAAACCCCUAGACAUCAGGAGCAGAGUACACCAGCUGCAGAGGCAAGGCCAGCAUGUCGUCUACCUUCAAACUUCAGUGUCACUUCAUUCUGAUCCUCCUGAUGGCCCUAAGAGGGGAGAGUCGGCACCUGGAGCUGCGAGAAAGAGCCGACCACGACCCUUUCCUGCGCUUCAGCGCCAACCUGAAGCGGGAGCCGGCGGAGGAACAGCUGUACCGCCGAGCUCUGCGGUGCCUGGACAUGGUGAGCCUCCAGGGCCAGUUUACCUUCACCGCCAACCGGCCGCAGCUGCACUGCGCCGCCUUCUUCAUUGGCGAGCCGGAGGAGUUCAUCACUAUCCACUACGACCUGGUCUCCAUCGACUGUCAGGGCGGGGACUUCCUGAAGGUAUUUGAUGGUUGGAUUCUCAAGGGGGAGAAGUUCCCCAGUUCCCAGGAUCAUCCUCUCCCCACAGCUGAGCGGUACAUAGAUUUCUGUGAGAGUAGUCUCAGCCGAAGGAGCAUCAGAUCCUCCCAGAACGUGGCCAUGAUCUUCUUCCGAGUCCAGGAACCAGGAAAUGGAUUCACAUUAACCGUAAAGACCAAGCCUAACCUCUUUCCCUGUAAUGUCAUCUCCCAGACCCCAAAUGGAAGGUUUACCCUGGUAGUUCCACAUCAGCAUCGCAACUGCAGCUUCUCCGUCAUUUAUCCUGUGGCGAUAAAAAUAUCUGAUCUCACCCUGGGACACUUAAAUGGCCUUCAGUUAAAGAAAUCCUCAGCAGGCUGUGGGGGAGUAGGAGACUUUGUGGAGCUGCUGGGAGGAAAUGGGUUGGACCCUUCCAAGAUGAUGCCUCUAGCUGAGCUCUGCUACCCCUUUCAUGGCCCUGCCCAAAUGAAAAUUGGCUGUGACAACACUGUGGUGCGCAUGGUCUCCAGUGGAAAACACACAAAUCGUGUGACAUUUGAGUAUCGUCAGCUGGAACCGUAUGAACUGGAAAACCCAAAUGGGAACAGUAUCAGGGAAUUAUGUUUGUCUCAUCUUUGAAUAAUCAACCCAAUGCUGCUGGUUACAUGGUGAUUAUAUAUGGUUUUGACGACCAGCUUACUACAAGCUCAUAUCAGUCAGUAUUCCCAGCCUUGAGCACAUACCACAUACACAUGACUGUGUUAAUUUUUGUACCUUGCUUCUGUUUCAGUUGUAAUAUAUAAAUGAUCAAAUGGCAGAAAAUAAGCACCUAUUUGGUAGAAAAUAGUAUUGAAUGGAAAUAUUUGCAAUUCUUUGGUGUGCUACAAGCCUGAACUAGUAAGAUAAGGGCAAAGCAAUGUGCAAUAUAAAUACUGUAUCUCAAGGGAAAAUACCACAAAGAAAGAAAAAUGGUGGCCCUCAUAUAAAUUUUGUAACAGAAAAAAUUCAAAGUCUGGUGU